AUGUGCCCUCUGAGGAAGGCUGUGCAGGAGUGUGCUAAGGGUGUGCAGGUCAUCGCAGUGCCCACUCUGGGCUCCACUAGGACAAUUGAAAGUGCUCUUUUGGGUAGAGAUGUUACUAAGUCAUCGUGGCUGAGUCGCUGCUACUGCUGCCCAGACCACCAAGCAGUGUCACCUUUUGGCACCAGUGCUCAGCUUCUAAGGAGGAAUGACCUGGCCUCACAGUGUUUCGUGACCACCAGGCCAGCCCCAUCAGCUUUUUUCUGGACCCUGAGUGACAGCUCGUCUGGGACAAGACACAAAUGA
Messenger RNA from Pipistrellus nathusii (Nathusius's pipistrelle), 303 nucleotides. The record is from the annotation of a GenBank genome assembly. Lineage: Eukaryota; Metazoa; Chordata; Mammalia; Chiroptera; Vespertilionidae.